Molecule: messenger RNA, 141 nt
Organism: Carlito syrichta (Philippine tarsier)
Lineage: Eukaryota; Metazoa; Chordata; Mammalia; Primates; Tarsiidae
Exons: 1
Coding region: 1-141 (46 amino acids)
Source: RefSeq, a predicted model, not a curated record
AUGCUCCAGUUCCUGCUUGGAGUUACAUUUGGCAACAUGGUUGAAAUGUAUCUAGCUCAAAACUAUGACAUACCAAACCUUCCUAAAACGCUUGAAAUUAAAAAGUACUUGGAUGCCAAGAAGAUACCCUCUAGUUCAUGA